Molecule: messenger RNA, 3930 nt
Organism: Pomacea canaliculata
Lineage: Eukaryota; Metazoa; Mollusca; Gastropoda; Architaenioglossa; Ampullariidae
Product: basigin-like
Exons: 7
Coding region: 1034-1828 (264 amino acids)
Source: RefSeq, a predicted model, not a curated record
CUCCAGAAGGAUUUUGACCUUUAUUUGCAUAUCACGUGAUACGUGGAAAACAGGUCAAUAAUGUCAAUUGUUUCAUUUACCUAGCAUGAUAAUUUCGCCAAUGAUUAUAGCAGAUAUACAACGACACCCUACCUCAUCCCCUGCCCCCUACCCCCACCUCCAAAGUAGAGGACGGACCAGCAAUUACAAUUUAACUGAACAUCCUAACUAGACCUGACGCAGCCAGCCAUCUUUUUUUUUUUUUGGUUAAUCCGUAUUACCAAGACACAGAUCGUUGCUAAGCAACGCAAGCACAGAACGCGAGCCUUCAUUGGACAGCGGGAAUCGAUGAUAGAACCGAGAAGGCGAGAGGCUGGUGACGGCGAGACAACCAUGCACAGCGCGGGGCGGCGCAGACGACAGGUUUAGUGUACGCUGACGGACCAACUCGACGGCAUCCGGGAACCAACGGUGCCAGACUCGCACUGUAAAGGCGUCGAACGCAAAGCUGUUUUAUGGUCUUGGCAUGAGACAUACAUUUUGUGUGGGACAAGAGCUAUUCGCAGGCCAACAAAAGGAACGCACACGCGGUGGUCACCUCACAGCAUUCAGUGUCAUCUCGCCCAGGUUGCUGGGAAGCGCCGCUGGCAGGCUAUUGUAGCAGUACGGACAGCUGUGGGAAAUUACGGCGUUACGCUCGAAUGGACAUCGUAAAUACUUUUCUGUAGCCGUAUUUGUCCUGCACAAAGCAUUAUUCAACAUGAUCGCAGGUUCGACAUCAAUGAAAGGGCCUUCUGUCAGUAGACAACCUCAGCUAGGGCCGUUAUAGGUGAAUGGCUGAAGCCAGGCAGUAUAAUUGAUAAACGGAAACUGCCAUACUGCCCAACAAAUUACAGAACACCCAGACGACCAGCUGUUCUCGUAUCAGUGAAGUAACUUAGGGGAGCAGGAACGCUAACUGAGGCAUUUUAAUAUUGGGCGUCUAUUUCCUACGGCCACUCAGACAUUUGAGUAACUUCUUGAGUCUUCAGACUGCAAAUAAAAAUUACACGGAAUGGACCAGAAAGAUAAGCUUCAGAUUUGUGCACAACUGCUGCUUUUACUGGCUGCAGUUACCAUACAAGAUGUUGAGUUUAUGUACAAGGAGACUUUGCUUCUCAACUGCAAUGGAACUGAUGGAACUAAUGGAACUAAUGCAACUUGGUGGAAGGACAGUAUAAGUGUUAUAAAGUUAAACUAUGAUGGUGUAGAGUUUGAAACGCUUGCGAAUGGAUCACUUCAAAUAAAAAAUGCAAUACGAGACAUUGCAGGAGUUUACACGUGCCAGUGUGACUGUGGAAAUAAAACUGCAACAAUUUAUGCAGCGGCAAAAGUAGUGCCUUUUGAGACCUCCAUGAAUCUGGAGCAGGGUGACAUGCUAAACAUCACAUGCAGAGUGUUGGGUUAUCCUCUGCCAUCUAUCACAUGGCUCAAGGAUGGCAUUGAGCUUCAUUUGGAUUCAAGGUACCAAUUGUCUGAGUUCAGUGGAUUUCCCAAUGCCAGUCUGGCAAUCAAAUCUGUUGAUUUUGGUGAUGCUGGGGUUUACACUUGCCAGGCUUCAAGCAGCAGAUACAAUAUCUCAAGCUCAGAGACCAUCAUUAUCCGUGUUAAAGACAAACUGGCGCCUCUCUGGCCUCUCCUUGGCAUCGUGGUUGAAGUGGUUGUCUUGUCUGUCAUCAUCUUUGUCUUUGAAAAGAAAGGCAACAGGAUCUCCAACACUGAAGAGGAUGACAGCAAAGAGAGUACCACUAAAGAGAAGAAAUCAAAAGGAGUACGCCAUCGUGGAAAUGCAAAUAAUCCAAAGUCUUAAGGUGUGGCAUAUUGAAGAAGUGCUCUCAAAUAUAUUCCAGUCUUUGUAAUUAAUGAAACUAACAUUUUUUUUUUCACAAAAACUUUUCAUUUCUUUUCCUUAGCCUUCAGUCAUACCUUGGCACAUCAUGUGAUUUGUACUUGCUUAUAUCUGAAAUGAUUGUGGGAGAUAAGGAGUGUGUGUGUGUACAUGAGCGAGAGAGGUGAACAGUGGCCACUUUAUGUUAGUGCUCUGUACUUGGUUCUAAAGUACUUUAGAUUGCAGAUUUGGUGAUUUUUAAGAUUAUGCUUGUUUGAUGUUUCAUGUCAUUUCAUAUAACGCUUGUAAUACAAGCCAAGGUUAACUCAAAUAGUUUUGUGACUUUGAUGUUAAAAAUGGACUAGAAUGGGUAUUUAAGUAAUUGUCGUAUUAGUUUUUUUCACAUUGCCAUGCUUGUGGAAGAUGGGAUGGCAUUUUUUGAAGACUGUUAUCACAAGCAAUGAUAAUUUAUUAGCCCCCAGCAUAAGAUGAAGCUGAAUUAAGAAAAGAUUAUUCUAGACUUUAAGAAUUUUGUUUACUUUCUUUGUUUAUUUUCUGUCCAUUUCCAUUGUUGUAUAUUAAUGGGAAGUAAAUCAGGUAAUCAUAAACUACCUAUUUGUUUUCUUACUAGAAAAGGAUUUUAACAUUUACAGACUUUUUUUGGAAUGUUCAUUCUACAAGAAUCCCUUGUAUAAAUUGAAAGUUAACUCUAUGUAUUUCAUCCAAUUAAUUGUGACUAUCGGUUGUAUAGAAUUUAUACUUUUGGUAUUCCUAUGUACAUAAAUGUAGAUAUAAUGUAUACAUAUUUAAAAUAUUAUAUUUUAUUGUAUUGUUUUUAUUUUACUUUGGAUAGAUGUUUAAAAAGUUAAAAAGUUAAAAAAUGAUCUCCUAUUUUUAGAAAACUGCUGCCUUGUAUUACUUAUUACGUAUGUGAAAUUAUCCAAUUUUGAAUCUGUGAAGAAUUUUACUGUGAUGUUUACAAAACAUAAUUAUGAGAGAAUUUUGUGUUUGUAUCUUUUUUCCCUGUUGUUUACAGUUUUAGUAUGCUAAGGUUUUGAAGUUUUAAUAUGGUGAAGUUUUGAAGCAUAUUAAUGUCUUAUUUCAUUUAGCUUCCUUCCCAUUUUACUUCAUCUUUACUCAAGUGAACAUUUUGUCUUUUUUCUCCCUUUUUAACAUAUAUUUCUUUACACUUUCGAUAUGUGAGACCUAUAAAAAAUGUUUUAAGAUGCUCAUCCUAUAGUGUGACUUGUUAGUGUGAGGUUUUCUUUGUGUUUGCAUGAUAUUCAGGGUAUAAUUGAUGAAACUGUUUAUGUACUGAACAUUUCUAGUUUUGAUGCAUGGGUCAAAGGGAUAAUGUCUGUGUUAUUGUUUUCUUUUGUUUGUAUUGUGUAUACUGGAAUCUUUAGUGUUAAAGAUUUGUCUCAAGAUGCAACCAACAAAAAUAUUCUUUGCAUUUAUUAUUACCAUACUAUAGAAAAUGCUUUGGUAAAAGAGUCAGUUAAUGUGCUAGGCUGAGAUCAGUAUAAUCCAUUUAAUUAUUUUCUCUUUAUAAACACUAGAGGCAUUAUCUGUGAAAAAAUCUCUGAUUUUCAGCUUAUAUAGUAACACGUUUGUAAUUAUAUAGUAACUUGUUGGUAAAAGGUUAGGUGACUUCUAGAGCUGAUUCUUUGCUGAAAUGAUAAUCAUUAGGGUGGUGCCGUAUGUUAAAUUUUUUUUUUUCUUCUGAGAAGUGCUCUUUUUUCUGUAGUGAUAUUUCUCAGUUAUGUUAAACUUCCAGUCUGUAGAUAUUCUUGAAAUGUGGCAUGCUUCUGGUUGAAUGAUAUAGUUGUGAUGUUAUGUAAAAUUUGUGUUUUGUGAAGAACACUUCAUUGGAAUCAUGAACAUGAAAGCUUCAGCCAUGCUUAACAACAUUGUUGGCCAGUGGUUACUCUGCAAAGGCCAACAUAGGAAAUUCCGUCCUUCUGCUUAAAGACUACAGUUCAGCCUAUACAUGGAAGCUCUUCAAUUUAUUGGAAUAGUUAUUGCUAGUCAAGAGUCCUAUUAUUUAUGAAUAUCACCUAUUAAACAGAAGAAUGAAAAGCACC